Messenger RNA from Culicoides brevitarsis, 1098 nucleotides. RefSeq lists its product as uncharacterized. Lineage: Eukaryota; Metazoa; Arthropoda; Insecta; Diptera; Ceratopogonidae. The record is from RefSeq and is a predicted model, not a curated record. Bases 194 to 982 code for a protein of 262 amino acids. The transcript has 4 exons.
AUACCAAACAACAAAUCCAAUCGGCAUUAAAAUUCAAUUAAAUCUCUUUUUCUGCCAUCCACAGUGAAAUUAAUCGAAUCUAUCGAACGUCAGAUAAACACUUCCAUGCACCAAUCAAUCAAAAAUCUCCAAUAAAAUUAUCAUCAUCAUCGUCGUCAUCGUCUCAAUGCGUUACUAUUUUUGCUACUGAGAGAUGUCUGUGCCAAGCUUUUGUCGUUAUUUUUAUUACUUUUCCACGCCGCCACACAUACUGCUGAUCCUCUUAUGUUGCUACGUUCUGACAAUUGCGUCGGCGAUUCCGGUGACUUCCUCCUCUAAUCAAUUCAGAAAUCAAUUAAGGGCAUCGCCGAAUUCAGCGGUUGGAUCUUACAGCAAAUUUGAUGACUUUGCGGAUGGAUUUGCUGACGAGAAUUUCAUGGAAAAUGUCGUUAAAGAUAUUGGUAUCAACUCAUACCGCGGCGCCGAAAGUGAGGACAUCAAUCCCCCCAUGCCGCUGACGUCAAACACUGAUGCGAACCUGAACGCCGUAAUGAAUAGGAUAAUUGAAUCCAUGACUGAAGACGAUUUGAGCCAAAUGGACAAAAAUAGCUUUGAGAUAUUGCGAAAGCAAAUAGAAAAGGUGAAAGACGAGGAGGAUAUUCAGCUAAAGUCGGAAUUGUUGCAACAAAUUUUGCUGAACUACCCGGAAGGUCCUCUCCCGAUUUUGUAUGUGGAAGAAUCGAAACCGAUGACGGGACAAAAUGGAGUUGAUAAACGUUCAGGGCGGUAUUAUCGACGAUAUCCAUGGAAAAGGCAACAAAAGGGAAAGGGAUCGUACGAUCCUGAUGCACGUUACAUGUGCACACCGACACGCGAUGAAAUUUUCCGCCUACUCGUUGGCUUGCACGAAACACACAAAGGAAACGAACGCAAGCUCGUUAAUUUCUGCAAUAGACGACGUCCAGCUAAAACUGUCUUCACAAAUAUUCGCUUUUUAGGUUAAAAUUUUUUGCUUUUUUUGAUGAAACAGUGGAUCAACAAUCAUAAAACAUAAAAAUUAAAUUAAUAAAUCGCAUUUAAUUAAACAUCUAUGUGUCUCUUUAUGCUGUAAAAAAAUAU